This is a messenger RNA of Gavia stellata (red-throated loon), 7387 nucleotides long. RefSeq names its product nuclear receptor corepressor 1 (gene NCOR1). Gene Ontology annotation, biological process: negative regulation of transcription by RNA polymerase II. The transcript is spliced from 46 exons. Gene Ontology annotation, molecular function: transcription corepressor activity; nuclear thyroid hormone receptor binding. Bases 39 to 7364 code for a protein of 2441 amino acids. NCBI's taxonomy places the organism in Eukaryota, Metazoa, Chordata, Aves, Gaviiformes, Gaviidae. The record is from RefSeq and is a predicted model, not a curated record.
CUUGAUCUCACAGCUUUGUGAAGACUUCUUCUCUGAUAAUGUCAAGUUCAGGCUACCCUCCUAACCAAGGAGCAUUCAGCACAGAACAGAGUCGUUAUCCUACUCACUCUGUCCAGUACACCUUCCCUAGCACCCGACACCAGCAGGAAUUUGCAGUUCCCGAUUAUCGUUCGUCUCACCUCGAAGUCAGUCAGGCAACCCAGCUCUUGCAGCAGCAGCAGCAACAGCAGCAGCAACUUCGGCGCAGGCCUUCCUUGCUUUCUGAAUUUCACCCAGGCUCUGACAGGCCUCAGGAAAGGAGAACUGGAUAUGAACAGCAAUUUCAUCCAGGUCCAUCUCAGACAGAUCAUGAUUCACUGGAAUCUAAGCGACCACGUCUUGAACAGGUCUCUGAUUCCCAUUUUCAGCGUGUCAGUGCAGCUACUGUCUUGCCUUUAGUACAUCCUCUGCAGGAAGGGUUGAGAUCUGCGGAUAUUAAGAAGGACCCGGCUUUUGGAGGAAAGCAUGAGGGACCAUCUUCUCCAAUUUCUGGUCAGCCUUGUGGGGAGGACCAAAAUGCUUCACCUUCAAAGCUGUCAAAGGAAGAAUUGAUACAGAGCAUGGACCGCGUAGAUCGCGAAAUUGCGAAAGUUGAACAGCAAAUCCUUAAACUGAAGAAAAAGCAACAACAACUUGAAGAAGAAGCUGCUAAGCCUCCAGAGCCAGAGAGGCCUGUCUCCCCUCCUCCAGUGGAACAGAAACACCGCAGUAUCGUCCAAAUUAUUUACGAUGAAAAUCGGAAAAAAGCAGAAGAAGCUCACAAGAUUUUUGAAGGUCUCGGUCCAAAAGUUGAACUGCCACUUUACAACCAACCGUCAGACACGAAGGUCUACCAUGAAAACAUCAAAACAAACCAGGUGAUGAGGAAAAAGCUAAUACUAUUCUUUAAAAGAAGAAAUCAUGCAAGGAAACAACGGGAACAGAAAAUCUGUCAACGUUAUGAUCAGCUGAUGGAGGCAUGGGAGAAAAAAGUUGACAGGAUAGAAAAUAAUCCACGCAGGAAAGCUAAGGAGAGCAAAACAAGAGAGUACUAUGAAAAACAAUUUCCAGAAAUCCGGAAGCAGAGAGAACAGCAAGAACGAUUCCAAAGAGUUGGUCAAAGAGGGGCUGGACUUUCAGCAACUAUUGCUAGAAGUGAACAUGAGAUUUCUGAAAUCAUUGAUGGACUUUCUGAGCAGGAGAAUAAUGAAAAACAAAUGCGUCAGCUCUCUGUCAUUCCUCCCAUGAUGUUUGAUGCAGAACAAAGACGAGUGAAGUUUAUUAAUAUGAAUGGUCUGAUGGAGGAUCCCAUGAAAGUUUAUAAAGACAGACAGUUCAUGAAUGUCUGGACCGACCAUGAGAAAGAGAUUUUUAAGGAAAAGUUUGUCCAACAUCCCAAGAACUUUGGUCUAAUUGCUUCAUACCUGGAACGAAAGAAUGUUCCCGACUGUGUAUUAUAUUAUUAUUUGACCAAGAAAAAUGAAAAUUAUAAAGCCCUUGUGCGAAGGAAUUAUGGUAAACGCAGAGGAAGAAACCAGCAAAUUGCUCGUCCUUCUCAAGAAGAAAAGGUAGAAGAAAAGGUAGAAGAGGAAAAAGCAGAAAAAGCAGAGAAAAAAGAGGAGGAAAAGAAAGAUGAGGAGGAAAAGGAUGAGAAGGAAGAAUCUAAAGAGAAUACCAAAGAAAAGGACAAAACUGAAGUUGCACCAGAGGAAACCGAGGAAAGGGAGCAGGCCACUCCUAGGGGCCGAAAAACUGCCAAUAGUCAGGGUCGUCGUAAGGGCCGAAUCACCAGAUCAAUGACGAAUGAAGCUGCACAAGCAAAUGCUGCUGCAGCUGCAGCCACUGAAGAACCACCGCCGCCUCUUCCACCCCCACCAGAACCUUCUUCUGCAGAACCUGUGGAGACAUCCCGCUGGACGGAAGAAGAAAUGGAAGUUGCUAAGAAAGGCCUAGUGGAACAUGGACGAAACUGGGCAGCGAUUGCCAAAAUGGUUGGGACGAAAAGCGAAGCUCAGUGUAAGAACUUCUACUUCAACUAUAAAAGGAGACACAAUCUAGACAGCCUCCUCCAACAGCACAAACAGAAGUCUUCACGAAGGCCCCGUGAGGAGCGAGAUGUGUCACAGUGUGAGAGUGUAGCUUCAACUGUGUCAGCUCAGGAGGAUGAAGAUAUUGAAGCGUCUAAUGAAGAAGAGAAUCCAGAAGACAGUGAAGCAGAACCUGCUAAACCAAGUGAAGAAACUCCACCUGAGAGUGCUGCUUCAAAGGUAACCACUGAAGUGACAGCAGAACAAGAAUCUACCGUUAAACCUGCAACCAGCUCGUCUCCCUCCUUAACAGCCCAAAGUGUAUCAACAGCUGAAAGUCAGAACCCUGAGCCACAGGUUAAGGAAGAAAUAAAUAAUGAGGCAGAAGAGCCUAUGGAGGUUGACAGUAGAAGCCAUCCAGUUGAAGCUAAGCCUGUGAUUACUCUUCCAGUGCAUACCAAAGUAGAACCUGUAGAGACUGAAAUGAGGCUACCAGAGAAUAUUCAAGUGAAAAUAGAGAGUGAUACCAAAGAGAGAGAUAUGGAGAAACCCAAGGAAAAGUCAGAACCAGAGGAAAUGGACUAUAGCCUGUCACAGCAAGUUAAUACAGCAAGACAAGAAUCCCAUUCAGAUAAUGAUUCGAGUGCCACCUGUAGUGCUGAUGAGGAAGUUGAUGGAGAACCUGACAGACAGGGUAUCUUCAGCAGGGAUUCAAAGCCCUCACUGUUAAAUCCCACUGGGUCAAUACUGGUAUCAUCCACGAUAAAGCAAGGGCAGAUGGACCUGCAACAGCUUCACCACCGAGCUGCUGUCAUACCACCUAUGGUUUCUUGCAGUCCCUGUACUGUUCCUGUUGGAACGCCGGUGAGUGGUUAUGCACUCUAUCAACGGCACAUUAAAGCAAUGCAUGAGUCAGCACUGCUGGAGGAGCAACGCCAGAGGCAAGAGCAGCUGGAUAUGGAGUAUCGAAGUGCUGUAAGCCCUUGUGGCACUUCCAAGAGCCCUAAUGUUGAGUGGGAAGUUCUCCAGCCAGCACCUCACCAAGUAAUAACCAAUAUACCUGAAGGAGUCCGCCUUCCAACAACCAGACCCACCAGACCACCACCGCCACUCAUUCCAUCCUCCAAAACAAGUGUGCCAUCAGAAAAACCUUCCUUCAUCAUGGGAGGCUCAAUCUCACAAGGAACACCUGGCACUUACUUAACAUCCCAUAGUCAAGCCUCCUACACCCAAGAAACUGCAAAGCCAUCAGUGGGUUCUAUAUCUCUUGGGCUGCCAAGGCAGCAGGAGUCAGCCAAAUCUGCUUCCCUGCCUUAUAUCAAACAAGAAGAAUUCUCUCCCAGAAGUCAGAAUUCCCAACCUGAGGGACUCCUGGUCAGGGCACAACAUGAAAGUGUGGUUCGAGGUACCACAACGAUACAGGAGGGAAGUAUAACGCGAGGAACUCCAACCAAUAAAGUUUCUGUUGAGACCAUUCCUUCUUUGAGAGGCUCCAUAACUCAGGGUACACCUGCUCUGUCCCAGUCUGGCAUAGCAGCUGAUGCGUUAUUGAAGGGAACUAUCACCCGACUAGCUACAGAAGACAGCAGCCCAGAAAAGUGCCGAGAGGAAGCUUCAGCCAAAGGCCAUGUUAUUUAUGAAGGCAAAAGUGGGCAUAUUUUAUCUUAUGACACUAUUAAAAAUGUUCGUGAAGGAACAAGGAGUCCAAGAACUGCUCAUGAAAUUGGUUUAAAGAGAAGCUAUGAUACAAUGGAAGGAAAUAUAAAGCAAGGAAUGUCAAUGCGGGAGUCUCCAGUGUCUGCACCGCUGGAAGGUUUAAUAUGCCGUGCACUGCCUAGGGGUAGCCCACAUGCUGAACUAAAAGAGAGAACAGUGUUGUCUGGCUCUAUAAUGCAAGGCACACCAAGAGCAACAGCUGAAAGUUUUGAAGAAGGCUUGAAAUACCCUAAACAGAUUAAGAGAGAGUCACCUCCCAUAAGGACAUUUGAAGGAGCCAUUACUAAGGGGAAACCAUAUGAUGGAGUCACUACUAUAAAAGAAAUGGGUCGUUCCAUCCAUGAAAUCCCAAGACAGGACCUGUUAAGCCAGGAGAGUCGCAAGACUCCUGAAAUGGUGCAGACGACCAGGCCAAUCAUAGAAGGCUCCAUAUCUCAGGGCACACCCAUAAAAUAUGAAAGCAACUCUGGCCAGUCUGCCAUCAAACACAAUGUAAAAUCUUUAAUCACUGGACCAAGCAAGCUACCCCGUGGAAUGCCUCAGCUGGAAAUGGUGCCAGAAAACGUGAAGGUGGUGGAGCGAGGAAAAUACGAAGAUGUGAAGACCGGGGAUGCAGUACGUUCCCGUCACACGUCAGUAGUCAGCUCUGGUCCCUCUGUUCUCAGGUCAACUCUUCAUGAAACUCCCAAAUCACAGCUGAGCCCUGGGAUUUAUGAUGAUACCAAUGCUCGGAGGACACCUGUGAACUAUCAGAGUCCAAUGUCCAGGAGUUCACCUAUGAUGAAUAGAGUUAGUGAGGCUGGAAUAUCUUCUGGGAAGUCAGCAAAUCACGAAAGGAAAAACACACUUACUCCGACACAGAGGGAGAGCGUGCCAGCAAAAUCUCCAGUCCCAGGGGUUGAUCCUGUAGUGACUCACAGUCCUUUUGACCCUCAUCACAGAGGAGCAACUCCUGAAGUCUAUAGGAGUCACCUUCCUCCUCAUUUAGAUCCUGCAAUGCCAUUUCACAGGGCACUGGAUCCUGCUGCUGCUGCUUACCUGUUCCAAAGGCAGCUCUCGCCCACCCCAGGCUACCCAAGUCAGUAUCAGCUUUACGCAAUGGAGAAUACACGACAGACAAUCCUGAAUGACUACAUUACCUCACAGCAGAUGCAAGUGAAUUUACGUCCUGAUGUAACAAGAGGGUUAUCUCCUAGAGAGCAAACUUUAGCUCUCCCGUAUGCAGGAGCAAGAGGAAUUAUUGACCUGAACAAUAUGGCUCCCACUAUCUUAGUGCCUCAUCCUGGAGGAACAAGCACACCACCCAUGGAAAGAAUCACAUAUAUCCCUGGUACCCAGCUUACGUUCCCUCCCAGGCCUUACAAUCCUGCUUCUCUGUCACCUGGACACCCUACACAUCUGGCAGCUUCUGCAGCUAGGGAACGCGAGAGAGAGCGGGAAAGAGAACGAGAACGAGAGAGGGAGAGAAUAGCUUCAGUCCCUGCUGAACUUUAUCUUCGACCAGGUACAGAGCAGCCUGGCAGACCUGGCAGUCAUGGAUAUGUUCGGUCCCCAUCUCCUUCAGUUAGAAGCCAGGAAAACAUACUGCAGCAAAGGCCUAGUAUUUUUCAAGGAACCAAUGGGACAAGUGUAAUCACACCUUUGGAUCCUGCUGCUCAGCUACGUAUCAUGCAGCUCACCCCUGGAGCUCCCUCUAUUACUCAAGGGUUGCCAGCUUCCCGUUAUAAUACUGCUGCUGAUGCCCUUGCAGCACUAGUAGAUGCUGCAGCCUCUGCUCCUCAGAUGGAAGUUGCCAAAGCAAAAGAGAACAAGCACGAAGGUACCAGGAUAGAAGAGAAUAUGGCACGCCGGUCAGCUGUGGUUACUGAACAGCAGCAGAUGGAACAGAAGACACUGGAGGUAGAAAAGAGGCCUGUCCAGUGCCCCUAUACAUCUGCAAACUUUUCUGGUGGCAAGUCCCAGGGACAGUCUUCAUCAGUAGUCUAUUCAGAGGCUGGUAAAGAGAAAGGACCUCCUCCUAAAUCCAGGUACGAGGAAGAGCUGAGAACUCGAGGAAAGACCACAAUUACUGCUGCUAACUUCAUAGAUGUGAUCAUCACUCGACAGAUUGCUUCAGACAAGGAUGCACGAGAUAGGGGCUCUCAAAGUUCAGAUUCUUCCAGUAGUUUAUCCUCCCACCGGUAUGAAGCUCCUGGAGAUGCCAUUGAGGUGAUCAGCCCUGCAAAUUCACCUGUACCUACUCAAGAAAAGCUACAGCCCUAUCAACAAGAGACACCUAAACCAAGUCAGGCAGAGAAUGACCCAAACAGGCAAUAUGAGGGGCCGAUUCACCGAUAUAGGACACAACAGGAACCCCCUUCACCCCAACAACCUCCACCUCCCUCUUCCCAAGCAGAAGGGAUGGCACAUGUGCCCAGGACCCAUCGACUUAUCACCCUUGCUGAUCACAUCUGUCAAAUUAUUACACAAGACUUUGCUAGAAACCAAGCAGCUUCUCAGGCCUCUUUGCAGCCUCCCACCACUACAUUCCAGAAUUCCACCCCUGCCCCAACACCUGUUUCUACCCGGGCAAAGACAUCAAAUCGCUACAGCCCUGAGUCACAGUCGCAGUCUGUCCACCAUCAGCGGCCAGGUGCUAGAGUGUCACCUGAAAAUCUGUCUGACAAGUCCAGGGCAAGACCUGGAAAAUCUCCAGAGAGGAGUCAUGUCUCUUCAGAGCCCUAUGAGCCAAUCUCGCCACCUCAGGUCCCGAUUGUACAUGAGAAACAGGAAAGUGUUCUUUUGCUUUCCCAAAGAACUGAGCCUACUGAACAGAGGACUGACUCUCGCUCUCCAGGUAGUAUAAGCUACCUGCCUUCGUUUUUCACCAAACUUGAGAACACUUCACCAAUGGUAAAAUCCAAGAAACAGGAGAUAUUUCGAAAGCUGAACUCAUCUGGUGGAGGUGACUCUGACAUGGCAACUGCUCAGCCAGGGACUGAAAUAUUCAAUUUGCCAGCAGUCACUACCUCAGGUGCAGUCAGUUCUAGGGGUCAUUCCUUUGCAGAUCCUGCCAGUAAUCUGGGUCUGGAAGACAUUAUUAGGAAAGCAUUGAUGGGAAACUUUGAUGACAAGAGUGAGGAACAUGGAGUUGUAAUGUCACAGUCCAUUGCGGUAGCACCUGGCAGUUCCAGUGCUGCAGUAUCAGCAAGUAAUGAGACGCGUAGGGAAGAAGCUAAUCCAUCACCAAAUUCAGGGGGAGUCAGCAAGCAGAAGCUAAUCGGCAAGUCAAAUAGUAGGAAGUCAAAGUCUCCGAUUCCUGGACAGGGAUAUUUGGGAACCGAAAGACCUUCUUCUGUCUCAUCUGUACAUUCAGAAGGGGACUACCACAGACAGACUCCAGUGUGGGCCUGGGAAGAUAGGCCUUCAUCAACAGGUUCAACACAGUUUCCUUACAACCCAUUGACGAUGAGGAUGCUCAGCAGUACGCCGCCGACAUCCAUUGCGUGUGCCCCACCGUCCAUGAGCCAAGCAACCACUCACCAACAGAACAGGAUAUGGGAGCGAGAGCCUGCACCACUGCUUUCAGCACAAUAUGAGACUCUGUCUGACAGUGAUGACUGAACUAUGCAGAUUUUCUUUUUUUU